Messenger RNA from Microplitis mediator, 3830 nucleotides. RefSeq lists its product as uncharacterized. NCBI's taxonomy places the organism in Eukaryota, Metazoa, Arthropoda, Insecta, Hymenoptera, Braconidae. The record is from RefSeq and is a predicted model, not a curated record. Bases 445 to 3810 code for a protein of 1121 amino acids. The transcript has 5 exons.
UUAAACAUUGCUAGAACAAGACCAGCAAUUUUGGUUUAUCGUUAUUAAUAGUUGUAUCACCGUCGAAGUUUAAAACUCACUGAAAUGAUAAAGAGGUCGCGAGCUCGAGGAAUUGCAGUUAUUCCUUUUGUCUCAACGCUCUUCCUGCUAACACAGGUCUAUAAUAAUUUUAAUAACACCAUUCAUAUCGACAUUAUUUAUGGCUAUUUAAGUUUCUGUUAUAAAUAAUAAAUUAUUUUAAUAAAUUGCGUUGAGAUACUCGUUAAUAAUAUGGAUUAAAUUUAAAUCGAGGGUUCACUUUGUCAAACGUAUUAAGUGUAUAAAGUUUCAAUAACGUAAUCGUAUUCAAAUUCGACAGAAAAAUUUCAUGAAAGUUAAAGUUUAAAAAAAAAUUUUAAUUGUUUGAAAUCAAUUAAAGAAAUAAUAUCUAAAAAAUCCCACGGAAUGUCACCUAAAUAUUUUUAUUUAAUUAUUGCGAUUGUUGGAUUCGUUAAUGCCAAUCCUUUUGAUCAACCACUCGAGUAUGAGGCUGACAGUAGACAAAUUAAUGUAGCUUCAGAUAAUCUUGAUGCACCUCCAGAUCUUCCGCUUUUUGCUAAAUAUCAGAACCCAUUAGUAAAUUUAGCAAAUAAAAAGGAUACAAAUGUAAACGUUAAUGACUAUCGAAAUGAUCCGAAUUCUCAAUUACAAAGCAUUCAAGAUCGAAAAAAUAAUCCGAUAAAUUUUGGAAAUGAAGAUAAUGAAAGUAAACUGGAUGUAGCUCCGAAGCAUUUAAACUUUCCUGAAUCUAAAAAUCCAUCGCUUGAUUUAGUAAACGAAAAGGAUUCAAAUUCGAAUAUCUAUGAUUAUGAAAGUAAUGCAAACUCCCAAUUGCAAAGUAUUCAAAAUCAAAAAAAUAAACUGGGUAAACUCAGAAGUCAAGAAAGUGAUAGUAAACAGGUUGUAGGUUCAGGAAUUCUCGAUCAGGCUUCAAAGAUUUCAAAAGCCUCUAAAUUUAAAAAUCCAUCGCUGGAUUUAGUAAAUGAAAAGGAUUCAAAUUUGGAAAUCAAUAAUCAUCAAAGUAAUGCAAAUUCUCAAUUGCAAAGUAUUCAAAAUCAAAAAAAUAAACUGAGUAAACUCAUAAAUGGAGAAAGUGAUAGUAAACAGGUUGAAGGUUCAGAAACUCUUGAUCAUGCUUCAAAUAUUUUAAAAGCGUCCAAAUUUAAGAGUCCAUCGCAUGGUCUAGUAAAUGAAAAGGAUUCAAAUUUGAAUAUUAAUGAUUAUCAAAGUAAUUCAAAUCUUCAGUUGCAAAGUAUUCAAGACCGAAAAAAUAAAUUGAGUAAACUUAGAAAUAAAAACACUGAUAGUACACUAGAUGCUGCUUUAAAAAGUCGUCAUCACUCUUCAAAGCUCUUAAAAGCUUCUAAAUUAAAAAAUCCAUCGCUUCAUUUAUUAAAUGAAAAGGAUUCAAAUUUGAAUAUUAAUGAUUAUCAAAGUAAUUCAAAUCUUCAAUUGCAAAAUAUUCAAGACCGAAAAAAGAAACUAAGUAAACUCAAAAUUAAAGACAGCGAUAGUACAGUAGAUGUAGUUUUAAACAGUCGUCAUAAACCUUCUAAAAAGGUUUCACACCUUUCCAAAUUCCGUAAUCCUUUGAAACAUUCAACAAAUGAGGAGAAAAACUUUAAUUUAAAUAACAAUCAAAAUAAUCAGCAUUUUAAAUUAAAACACCCUAACUUAAAUAAACAUAAGACAAAUAAUAUAAAAAAGGAAGCUAGCGAUUUAAUGAUAAAACUCGAUGGUGUUAAAACCAAAAACGAACGCGACAGAGAAAUAUUUAACUAUAUAAAAGGAGAGCCUCAUAACGAUUGCCCGAACACACGGAACAAAAAUCACUUUACAGAAAUUUUUGCUCCCAACAUUUCAUCACUUCCUUUAGAAGAAGACCUCAAAGUUGGGCAUGAUCCUGAAUCAAGCAAGUCAAGCAAAAUUUAUGUCGGUGAAGACGUGACCAUUUGCUGGACAGAAAUAACGACAAUAAAAGAAAACAAAUUAUUAGCACCGCCGAAUCUACUGGUGAUACGUGAAUAUGCUAUUUCAUUUGAAAACGCAGCGACUAUUCCCGAUGAAUAUUUAGAGUGUUCUAAAAUGGACGGAGAAAUUUCAGAUGACAGGCGUACAGUUUGCGAUUCAAAUUUUCCCUCGGUUAUUGAUCAAGACACCAGAAAAAGUAGAGUAAUAAACACGACGACAGUAAGUCGUGAAGGAAAUCUUGAUAUUACGCAGAUUAAAUUAAUUAAAUGUGGUGUAGGCUCGCUUGUGACUAGAGAUGUUUUUAAAACUGGGAAAGAAAAUACUGGUAAACGGAUUGAAAUUAAGGUAAGUCCGUUGACUAAGAGUGUUGAAGACUACUGUCAUACGGAGGCUGAAGAUGAACCGAAAUUCAAUAUGAGAAAAGUUGAACAACCUGAAUAUAAUGAUGACGAUGAAGAUGGAGUAUUAUCUACUGGUAUUCAAGCCAAUAUUUUCUCUACUACACCACAAAGUAUUGCUCAAGAUUUACUGGAGAGUAGUGAAAACACUUCAUGCUCAGGAUUACACUGUCCUUUAAAUUCUGAUAAUCUAAAUAAACAUACGAAAAUUGAUAUGGAAAUUUUAGACAAAGAGAAAAAUAGUUUUGAAGAAAAAUCGAGUGUAAAAAUAGAUUCUACUACUGCGACUAUCGAAACAUCGUUGAUAAAUGACGUUAAUCUUGUAGCAAAUAUUAGUUUUUCGACAGAACACGAAUUAACGUCUACAUCAGCGCCAAUAACUCCCGAAACUGUAAUAAAAACUGUGGACUUAGGCCCUAGUAAUCUGAAUGUAUUGGUGGGUCAUGAUUUGAAAUUGGGAAGCACGAAUGUAGAAGAAAAAACCACGAAAAUUGUGGAUCAUAAUGACCAAAAUUUGCAAUUAAAAUCAACCUUAAAGACAGAUGAUUUGGAUGAAGAUUAUUCGGGAUCUGGUUCUGGUGACUGUUCGGAAGAAGUGGAAACCGAAGGACCCAUAACUCUGGAGCCAAAUGAUGAUAAUUAUGAUAUUAAGAUUCGUAAUAACACUAGUAUUCAUAUCGUUGAAGAUUCAUUGACAACAACUACGACUGAUGCAACACCCAUUGAUGUUGAGCGUAAAUUGCACGAAAUAUCAACGACAUCUGAGACGAGAAAAAGUACUAUGCCGAUUAAUUCACUCGUGAUUGAAACCCCCGAUAAAAAUGGAAAACACCGACUUGCCUUGAAAAUAAGAGUUUCAUUAGAGGAGAUUGAUAAUAACGAGCCUCACAGGAUUGCGGACAUUGAGAAAAACUUGACUUUAGAUGAACGGCUUACUGAGCAUGGAAACCACAGCCUUUUGCAGCAAUUACAGGCAUUAAAUAACUCUGGCGAUAGCUUAGAAGCUAUCAAAGAGAUUUUAAACUGUUCAUUGCUUGAUAAAAUAUCUGAUGAUGUCAUCAAUAAUCCGGGAAGAAUCCAACGCAGGUCUGCAGAUAAUGAGAAAAGUGAAGUAAUUAAAGAGUGUCUUCCAGAAAUUCACGAGGACGUUAAAACCGGCUUACAUAAUGUCUUAAGCAAAGUACCCAGCCUCGAUUCUUCAAAUGAUAAUAAAAAUAAUAAUACUAAUGUUAAUGUUAAUACAAAUACGAGCACUGCACAUAAAAGUAAGCGAUCAGUCGAUGAAGGUGUUGAGGAAUUGAGUAGAUGGUCUAAUGAAAGAUUCAUGAAAUUGCAAACAGGUGGUCAGCUUCAUAGUAUUACUGAGCUUACUGUUUUAAGAAAUACUAAUGACGAUUGUUAAUUUUAUUGUAUAUUUUGAUC